Molecule: messenger RNA, 504 nt
Organism: Plenodomus lingam JN3
Lineage: Eukaryota; Fungi; Ascomycota; Dothideomycetes; Pleosporales; Leptosphaeriaceae
Source: RefSeq, a predicted model, not a curated record
AUGCCGCCCACGAACAUAGUCAAUGCACAUAAAGAACUCUCCUACUCCACACCAAGGGUCCAACCCCAGCUAAAACACCAAGAAUGCCCAAUCCUUAGUUCCGAACGGCUCGCCUCAGGCCUCUGGCCUAGGUACAUGGAGGCCACUGGCACCCAUGCGACUCGACCGAGACUGGUCCGACCUCGCAUUCACCUGCAAAAGUUGUUACUGAAGGCGAUAUUUAGUAUCCAGCACGUCUUUCUAGAACGCCAACGCAUCACCAUUGCCAUUGGAGGCGGCAUCACCGGGUUCAAGGACACUACUUCAAGCGCGAACCUUGACCAUCUCACACAUAUUCUCGCUGUGGAUGUAAAAAUGUGCAGGCUGAUAAUGUCUCCUUUUGCGAAAGACAUUCCAAGGCACUGUUACGUCGGUUCUGUCAUACUUGUAUACAGACCACUGAGGGAAUUGGAGUCAAUUGCAAGUGCGUUUCCGGAUCGUCAACCCAAAGUCCAGGUCGAUUAA